AUGUUUUGUAAGAGAGACAACAUGGAGGAUUUUAAGGAAGAGAAAUGUUAUGUGGAAACUGAUCCAACUGGUCGUUAUGGCAGGUUUGGAGAUGUGCUUGGAAAAGGGGCAAUGAAGACAGUGUACAAAGCAAUUGAUGAGGUGCUUGGAAUAGAGGUAGCAUGGAACCAAGUGAGGCUCAAUGAGGUACUUAAUACGCCGGAAGAUUUGCAGCGGCUUUACUCGGAGGUUCAUCUCCUCAGCACGCUCAAGCAUCGGUCGAUUAUGCGAUUCUAUACGUCUUGGAUUGAUAUCGAUAACAAGGCUUUCAAUUUCAUUACAGAAAUGUUCACAUCAGGAUCACUUAGAGAAUACCGUAAGAAGUAUAAGCGAGUAAGCGUACAAGCGAUAAAGAGUUGGGCGCGCCAAAUCUUACAUGGUCUAGUUUUUCUACAUGAACAUGAUCCACCUGUUAUCCAUAGGGACUUGAAAUGUGAUAACAUAUUUGUGAAUGGCCAUCUUGGACAAGUGAAAAUUGGUGAUCUUGGACUAGCUGCAAUUCUCCAAGGCUCUCAAUCAGCUCAUAGUGUUAUAGGUACACCGGAGUUCAUGGCACCGGAAAUGUACGAGGAAGAAUACAAUGAACUUGCUGAUGUUUACUCAUUUGGCAUGUGUGUGUUGGAAAUGCUCACUUCUGAUUAUCCGUAUAGCGAAUGUACUAAUCCAGCGCAGAUUUACAAGAAAGUGACAUCGGGGAAGCUACCAAUGUCGUUUUUCUGCAUUGAAGACACGGAAGCACGGAAAUUCAUUGGAAAGUGUUUAGAACCUGCAGCAAAGAGACCAUCUGCGAAAGAGCUGUUGCUUGAGCCCUUUCUUUUGGCCGAUGAUUUGUCGUCGGCUAAGAAGUUGGCAAUUCAGAAACCAUUUUUGAAUGACAGUGAGAUGGAGAAACUUCGACUGAGUGAUGAAUUUCCUAGGACUGAAAUGAAAGUAAUCGGAAAGUUGAAUCCCGAAGACGAAACCAUCUUUCUCAAAGUGCAAAUUUCUGAUAAGAAUUGUUCUGUUAGGAAUGUAUAUUUUCCAUUUGAUAUUCACACUGACACACCAAUUGAUGUUGCAAUGGAGAUGGUAAAAGAAUUGGAGAUUUCUGAUUGGGAUCCUUAUGAUAUUGCGAAUAUGAUCAAUAGAGAGAUAUCUGCUCUUCUGCCAUUUAGAUGGAAAAAUGAAAAUUCAGAUUCCUUCCAAACAUUCAGUUACCAAAAUGACGAUAUCGAUGAACAUCGUCUUCAUUUCCGCUCAAUCUCCUCUUGUUCAUCGUUACAAGAAUCAAUACCGGAUUUCGCCUGUAAAGCUGAUGAAAUAUCGCGCGGCUAUUAUUUGCUUCACGAUGAUUUACAUGAUGAUAACAGUUCAAGAUGCUCUUCACAAGGGACAUAUUCAAACUGGAACUACUAUUCUAUGGAUGAUCAUGAACACAAUGUACCUUCGAUCCGAAAAGAUUAUAACCUUCCCAUCAUAAAGAGUCACAAGGGCACAAGAUUUUCACCUGGUGAAGAGUUAAGCAAUUGCAACCAGUGUAAAAUUUUAGGAGGAUCACAGAAUGCUUCACCUAGUAAAAACAAGAUGAUGAUGGAAAAUCGAAAACUGACACGGAACAGGUCACUGAUCGACACACGGAGCCAAUUGUUACACAGAUCAUUGGUUGAUGAGUUGAACAAAAGAAGACAAUUCAAGACUGUUGGUGCUGUGGAGAAUAUUGGAUUUCAGUCACCUUAUGAUGACUCUAUAUGA
Molecule: messenger RNA, 1770 nt
Organism: Lathyrus sativus (Indian pea)
Lineage: Eukaryota; Viridiplantae; Streptophyta; Magnoliopsida; Fabales; Fabaceae
Source: the annotation of a GenBank genome assembly